Molecule: messenger RNA, 1347 nt
Organism: Penicillium macrosclerotiorum
Lineage: Eukaryota; Fungi; Ascomycota; Eurotiomycetes; Eurotiales; Aspergillaceae
Gene: gel6
Product: putative 1,3-beta-glucanosyltransferase
Exons: 3
Coding region: 1-1347 (448 amino acids)
Biological process (GO): fungal-type cell wall (1->3)-beta-D-glucan biosynthetic process
Cellular component (GO): fungal-type cell wall; cytoplasm
Molecular function (GO): 1,3-beta-glucanosyltransferase activity
Source: RefSeq, a predicted model, not a curated record
AUGUUGUCCUCCCUUGCGCUCUCCGCAGUCCCGCUGCUGCUGGCCGGCCUGCAGGCUGUGACGGUGGGCGCCGUCCCGACCAUCUCGGCUGUAGGGUCCAAGUUCUUCUUCGAGAAUGGGACCCAGUACUACAUCAAGGGUAUCGCCUAUCAGCUGACCCCCGACGAUCCGCUUAUCGAUACCGCCCAGUGCAAGCGAGAUAUCGUGCGUAUGUCUGAGUUGGGCGCCAACGCGAUCCGAGUGUACCACGUCGAUGCCAACGGAGACCAUUCGGGCUGCAUGACGGCAUUCGCGGAUGCGGGCAUCUAUCUUUUCGUCGAUCUUGAUACCUUUACGACCCAGAUUGAGCAGACCUCACCUCACUGGAAUGAGACCCAGCUGGACCGCUUCGCGGCGGUCCUGGAUGAGUUCCAGCAGUUUGACAACACCGCCGGCGUCUUCGUUGGCAAUGAGGUUUUGACCACCGCCAAUGGCUCUCACGCCGCACCCUACGUUCUGGCCGCUGCUCGCGAUAUCAAGGCGUACCGCGAUAAGAAAGGCUAUCGGGAGAUCCCUGUCGGCUAUUCGGCCGCAGAUAUUGCGGAUCUACGACCCAUGUUACAGAACUACCUUGCCUGCGCGACCAACGCCUCCGAGCGUCUAGACUUUUAUUCUUUGAAUGCCUAUGAGUGGUGCGGCGAUUCCAGCUAUACGGUCUCUGGAUAUGACAUGUUGCAGAAGAAUGCGUCGGAUUAUAAUAUCCCUAUAUUUUUCUCGGAGACUGGCUGCAACACCCCGGCACCCCGGACGUUCGACGAUCAGGCAUCCAUCUUUGGCGACAAGAUGUCCGGCACUUGGUCCGGAGCCAUCAUCUACGAGUGGAUUGAAGAGACCAAUGAUUACGGCCUGAUCAGCUACGGCACAUCGGCCAAGACGGCGGCGGCCACGAACACCAACAUUGAAGAUGGCUACACUCGCAAGGGCACACCAACCCCUGUCUCACCCGACUUUUCCAACCUCAAGUCUCAGUGGGCUACGCUGAGCCCAACUGGCGUGUCUCUCUCCGAGUACCGCAAAGAGACUGGUAGCAUUUCCGUUGUUGAGUGCCCGGCCUAUACUUCCGGUGGAUGGGCCGUGGAUCCAAGCUCCGCUCUUCCGACCCUGGGACAGACCUACAAGGAAGAGGAGGCGACAGCAUCGGGAGACUCAACUGCCUCUGGUACUGCCUCCGGCGCCAGUGCCACAUCGACCUCCAAGAAAAAUGCUGCGAACGCUGUGGUGGUCACUGGCUCUGUCGCCACUGAGCGUCUUCUAUUCAUUUCCAUGCUCUUCUCCGGUGUGAUUGGAGCGGUCGCAUUGUGGCUGUGA